Panthera uncia (snow leopard) is the source of this 13428-nucleotide messenger RNA. It is a transcript of the gene CHD6, whose product is annotated as chromodomain helicase DNA binding protein 6. Bases 2940 to 11144 code for a protein of 2734 amino acids. Gene Ontology annotation, molecular function: ATP-dependent chromatin remodeler activity; ATP binding; protein binding. The record is from RefSeq and is a predicted model, not a curated record. The transcript has 38 exons. Lineage: Eukaryota; Metazoa; Chordata; Mammalia; Carnivora; Felidae.
UAGUGUAAUAUUGGUUUCAGGAGUAGAAUUUAGUGAUUCAUCAUGACAAGUGCCCUCCUUAAUGCCUGUCACCUGUUUAGCCCAUCCCUCACCAAUUUCCCUUCAUCAACCCUGUUUAUUCUCUAGCGUUAAGAGUCUCUUAUGGUUUGCCCCCCCCUCUUUUUUUUUCCACUUCCCAUAUGUUCACCUGUUAUGUUUCCUAAAUUCCACAUAUGAGUGAAAUCAUAAAGUAUUUGUCUUUCCCUGACUGACUUAUUUUGCUUAGCAUAAUAUACCCUAGCUCCCUCCAUAUCAUUGCAAAUGGCAAGAUUUCAUUCUUUUUGAUGGCUGAGUAAUAUUCCAUUUUAUAAAUUUAUACCACAUCUUUAUCCAUUCAUCAGUCGAUGGAUGCUUGGGCUCUUUCCAUGUUUAGCUGUUGUUGAUAAUGCUGCUAUAAACACAUCAGUGUGCAUGUACCCCUUCGAAUCUGUAUUUUUGUAUCCCCUGAAUAAAUACCUAGUCAUGCAAUUACUGGAUCAUAGGGUAAUUCUAUUCUUAACUUUUUGAUGAACCUCCGUACUGUUUUACAGAGUGGCUGUACUAGUUUGCUUUCCCACCAGCAAUGCCAAAGUUUUCUCUUCCUCUGCAUCCUCACCAGUAUCCGUCAUUUCCUGUGUUGUUAAUUUUAGCCAUUCUGACAGGCGUGAGGUGAUAUCUCAUCGUGGUUUUGAUUUGUAUUUCCCUGAUGAUGAGCUAUGUUAAGCAUCUUUUCAUGUGCCUGUUAACUAUCUGGAUGUCUUCUUUGGAAGAAUGUCCGUUCAUGUCUUCUACCCAUUUCUUAACUGGAUUAUUUGGGUGGGGGGGUUUGAGUUUGAUAAGUUCUUAAUAGAUUUUGUAUGCCAACCUGUUAUCCGAAAUGUCAUUUGCAAAUAUCUUCUCCCAUUCCAUAGGCUGCCUUUAGUUUUGUUGAUUGUUUCUUUCACUGUGCAAAAGCUUUUUAUCUUUGAUGAAGUCAUAGUAGUUCAUUUUUUGCUUUUCCCCUGUCUCCAGCGAUGUGUCUGGUAAGAAGUUGCUGUGGCCAAGGUCAAAGAGGUUGCUGCCUGUGUUCUUCUCUAGGAUUUUGAUGGUUUCCUGUCUCACAUUUAGGUCUUUCAUCAAUUUUGAAUUUAUUUCUGUGUAUGGUAUAAGAAAGUGGUCCAGUUUCAUUCUUCUGCCUGUUGUUGUCCAGUUUUCCCAACACCAUUUGCUGAAGAGACUGUCUUUUUUCUAUUGGAUAUUCUUUCCUGCUUUGUCAAUCAUUAGUUGACCAUGUGCCUAGAUUCUUUUUUUUUUUUUUUUUUUAGUGUUUGUAUUUUAUUUAUUUUGAGAGAGAGUGUGUGUAUACAAGUGGGGGAGAGGCAGAGAGAGGGAUAAUCUCAUGGAGUCUCCACACCAUCAGCACAGAGGCCUAUGAGCGGCUCCGACUCACACACUGCGAGAUCAUGACCUGAGCCAAAAUCAAGAGUCAGACGCUCAACCAGCUGAGCCAACCAGGGGCCCCAACUAUGUGUCUAGAUUCUUAAUGCAGUAGAAAGAACUUCCAGUUGUAAAAUUCCCUUUUUUCUCCUAGUAGUUUGAAAUGCCACUGAGGUCCUAGGCUUCAGCAGUAGGGCUGUACAUCUAGGGAUUAUGCUUUGGGCCAGUUGGAAGAGGGAAAGAUGCUACCCAUGCACCUGCAGGCAUGCCGCAACUUUGGACAGAAGCGAAUGUCCUGCUUGUGUGAGGGGAUGAUGGUGUUCCCUGUAGCCUAGCUCUAACCCAAGGCUUUGAUUGCAUUUGCUUGAGUAGAUUUUUCUUUUCUUACGUGAAAAUAGUUGGUUAAUUACUGUCAUUCAGAGGGUAUUUAGUCAUUCAGCCACAAAUGUUUUUUGAGCACUUGAGUUUUUGGGGUGGAGGGUAGAUGAGGACCAUAAAAUUUGGGUUUUUGAAGUAUAACAUGUAUUCAGUAAAGUGUACUCAAGUAUACUGCUUGCUGGAUUUUUACAUGUAAAUAUACCUGUGUAACCACAACUUUCAGAUCGAGAUGGAGAUAUUUCUAGCAUCCCAGAAGCUUCCCUCACGCCCUUUUCUGAUAAUAUUCAUACCUGCCCCCCGCAGUCCUCCCCAGCAUUAUUUUGACAUCUAACGCCAAAAAUUCAUUUUGCCUUUUCUUGAACUUUAAGUGGAAUCCUGGAGAAUGUAGUGUUUUGUAUCUGGCUUCUUUUAUUCAACCUUAUGAUUGUGAGAUUCAUCCACCUUGUUGGGGACCAUUGAUUAUAAACUGGUCACAUGACCCUGCUAGGAAGAGACCUAGAAUAAUCACAUAUGAUUUACGCCAUUGAGGACUGACAUUCAUUUAUUCAGCAUACGUUUACAAGUGCCAUUAUACCAGGUGCUUUGCACAGGCCUUGGGAUCAAAGAUAAAUAAGUUCUUGCUAUCAGGGGGCUUUGAGUCUUGUGAAGGAGAUGGACACUUAGCCACAUAAUUAUGAGAGUGAAGAAUUGGUCGCCUUUUAGGGGUGAAAAUGGUUUUUGAAAGACUUUAUAGAGGAGGUGAAAUUUCUUCUGAUAGUCUCAAAGGAUUACUAGAAGUUUUCCAGGGGGUCAGAAGGUGAUAGCACAGGUGUGGAUGUGUGAAGCAGCAUGGUGUCUUUGGAGACCUGCAGUAGUGAUAAUUUGAUUUUAGAUUGAUCAAGAGGUGUAGGCAUGCCAAAAAUAUCACUUUGGGAAGAAGUUUUGAGGAAACCUUUGUUUGACCUCUGUCUUAGGCUGGAGCCAUGAGAGAAGACCACUGUAGGGAAUGAUCAUCAAUGUAUCGUUGUGGAGAAGGCAGGGAAUAGAAGUGAAAUUUGGUGAUUGCUGUAGCUAAGGAACAACUGGCAGUGCUUUACUGUUGAUGUUGAAGAAGAGUUUUAUGAGAAAUAAGUAACUUCCUUCAAUAGAUGAUAAUGAAAAUACAAAAGAAAGAGAAGCAGUUGUCAAGUUUAAAAGUUCUGAAUCACUCUCCAAUGUCUGAUGCCUCUGUCAAUUUUGACUACAAAUCCCCCUCCCCGUUUGACCAUGGCACUGAUCAGGAAGAGAAGAUCGAAGAUGUUGCCAGUCACUGUCUGCCUCAGAAGGACCUGUAUGCUGCUGAAGAGGAAGCUGAGACCCUUUUUCCUAGGAAAAUGACAUCCCAUAACGGGAUGGAGGACAGUGGAGGAGGAGGCACCGGAGUAAAGAAGAAAAGGAAGAAAAAGGACCCGGGAGAGCAAGAGGGGGCAGCGAAGGGAAGCAAGGACAGGGAGCCCAAGCCAAAGAGGAAACGAGAGCCUAGAGAGCCAAAGGAAGCCCGGAAGGCCAAGGAGCCCAAGAGGGCCAAGGAGCCCAAGGAGCCCAAGCAGAAGGAUGGAGUCAAGAAAGCACGGAAGCCCCGGGAGGCCUCGGGUACCAAGGAGGCCAAAGAAAAGAGGAGUGGCGUGGACUCUGCAGCCAGGACGAAGUCCAAGAAAGCCAGCAAGGAGCAAGGACCAACCCCAGUGGAGAGAAAGAAGAAAGGAAAGAGGAAAAGUGAAACCACAGUGGAGAGUUUAGAGCUGGAUCAGGGCCUGCCGAACCCAUCCCUGCGGAGUCCUGAGGAGUCCACUGAGUCUGCAGACAGCCAGAAACGACGCUCAGGACGGCAGGUGAAGCGCAGAAAAUAUAACGAGGACCUGGAUUUCAAGGUGGUGGACGAUGACGGGGAGACAAUCGCCGUUCUUGGAGCCGGCCGGACGUCCGCCCUCUCGGCUUCUACACUGGCAUGGCAGGCGGAGGAGCCUCCAGAAGAUGACGCAAACAUCAUUGAGAAGAUCCUGGCAUCUAAGACCGUCCAGGAGGUUCACCCCGGAGAGCCCCCAUUCGACUUGGAGCUAUUCUACGUUAAGUAUAGAAAUUUUUCCUACUUGCAUUGUAAAUGGGCCACAAUGGAAGAGCUGGAAAAGGAUCCUCGCAUUGCACAGAAGAUCAAGCGAUUCAGGAAUAAACAAGCCCAGAUGAAGCACAUUUUUACUGAGCCUGAUGAAGACUUGUUCAACCCAGACUAUGUAGAAGUUGAUCGCGUCCUGGAGGUAGCCCACACCAAAGAUGCAGAAACAGGAGAGGAGGUGACACAUUACCUGGUGAAGUGGUGCUCACUGCCUUAUGAAGAAAGUACGUGGGAACUAGAGGAAGAUGUGGAUCCUGCAAAAGUUAAAGAAUUUGAGUCUCUUCAAGUUCUCCCUGAAAUUAAGCAUGUGGAGCGGCCUGCUUCGGACUCCUGGCAGAAACUGGAGAAGUCUCGAGAGUAUAAGAACAGUAACCAGCUCCGGGAGUACCAGCUGGAGGGGAUGAACUGGCUUCUUUUUAACUGGUAUAACAGAAAAAAUUGUAUUUUGGCUGAUGAGAUGGGGCUAGGGAAAACCAUCCAGUCCAUCACAUUCCUCUCAGAGAUAUUCCUCCGAGGAAUCCAUGGCCCUUUUCUCAUCAUCGCCCCACUCUCCACCAUCACGAACUGGGAGCGAGAGUUCCGGACGUGGACAGAGAUGAAUGCCAUUGUGUACCAUGGCAGCCAGAUCAGCAGACAGAUGAUCCAGCAGUAUGAGAUGGUGUACAGAGACGCACAGGGAAACCCCCUUUCAGGAGUCUUCAAGUUCCACGUUGUCAUCACAACGUUUGAGAUGAUCCUGGCAGACUGCCCAGAGCUGAAAAAGAUUCACUGGAGCUGUGUGAUAAUUGACGAAGCCCACAGACUGAAGAACAGGAACUGCAAACUUCUGGAGGGUCUAAAGCUCAUGGCCCUGGAACACAAAGUACUGCUCACUGGGACACCGUUACAGAACUCUGUGGAGGAGCUCUUCAGUUUGCUGAAUUUUCUGGAGCCAUCACAGUUUCCUUCAGAGACUGCUUUCUUGGAGGAAUUUGGAGAUCUGAAAACUGAGGAACAGGUGAAGAAACUGCAGUCUAUCCUAAAACCAAUGAUGCUUCGGCGGCUGAAAGAUGAUGUGGAAAAGAACCUUGCUCCUAAACAGGAGACGAUCAUUGAAGUAGAGCUCACCAAUAUCCAGAAAAAGUACUACCGUGCCAUCCUGGAGAAGAACUUUUCCUUCCUGACCAAGGGGGCAAAUCAACACAAUAUGCCCAAUCUCAUCAACACCAUGAUGGAGCUGAGAAAGUGCUGUAACCAUCCCUACCUGAUCAAUGGGGCAGAGGAGAAAAUUCUGGAAGAUUUCCGAAAAACCCACAGCCCCGAUGCCCCUGACUUUCAGCUGCAGGCCAUGAUUCAAGCAGCAGGGAAGUUGGUGCUGAUUGAUAAACUGCUCCCUAAGCUGAUUGCAGGUGGUCACAAAGUCCUCAUCUUCUCGCAGAUGGUGCGCUGCCUCGAUAUCCUGGAAGAUUAUCUCAUCCAGAGAAGAUACACCUAUGAGCGAAUUGAUGGGCGAGUACGGGGAAACCUGCGCCAGGCAGCCAUCGACCGGUUCUGUAAGCCAGACUCAGACCGCUUUGUCUUUCUUCUGUGCACCAGAGCGGGAGGCCUGGGGAUCAAUCUCACGGCUGCUGAUACCUGCAUCAUAUUUGAUUCAGACUGGAACCCACAAAAUGACUUGCAGGCUCAGGCCCGAUGUCACCGGAUAGGCCAGAGCAAAGCCGUGAAGGUGUAUCGUCUCAUUACUCGGAACUCCUAUGAGCGGGAAAUGUUUGACAAAGCCAGCCUAAAGCUGGGCCUGGACAAGGCUGUUCUUCAGGACAUAAACCGAAAGGGCAGCACCAAUGGGGUACAACAGCUCUCAAAAAUGGAAGUAGAGGACUUGCUCCGGAAAGGGGCUUAUGGAGCGCUGAUGGACGAGGAAGAUGAAGGCUCCAAAUUCUGUGAAGAAGACAUAGACCAGAUUCUGCAGAGGAGAACCCACACCAUCACCAUCCAGUCUGAAGGGAAAGGAUCUACUUUUGCCAAGGCUAGCUUUGUGGCUUCAGGAAACAGGACAGAUAUUUCCUUAGAUGACCCAAACUUUUGGCAGAAAUGGGCUAAAAUAGCUGAAUUGGACACCGAAGCAAAGAAUGAAAAGGAGAGCUUAGUGAUCGACCGGCCUCGAGUGAGAAAGCAGACCAAACACUACAACUCCUUUGAGGAGGAUGAGCUCAUGGAGUUCUCGGAGCUAGAUAGCGACUCAGACGAAAGGCCCACGAGGUCCAGACGCCUCAAUGACAAAACCAGGCGCUACCUCCGAGCCGAGUGUUUCCGGGUAGAGAAGAACCUGCUCAUCUUUGGCUGGGGCCGGUGGAAGGACAUCCUGACCCACGGGCGGUUCAAGUGGCAUCUGAAUGAGAAGGACAUGGAGAUGAUUUGCCGGGCCCUGCUGGUCUACUGUGUCAAGCAUUACAAGGGGGACGAGAAGAUCAAGAGCUUCAUUUGGGAACUGAUCACACCUACCAAAGACGGGCAGGCCCAGACCCUCCAGAACCACUCAGGGUUGUCUGCUCCAGUCCCCAGAGGGAGGAAGGGGAAGAAGACGAAGAACCAGCUGCUGCUCCCUGAGUUGAAGAAUGCAGACUGGCUGGCCACCUGCAACCCCGAGGUGGUCUUGCAUGAUGACGGCUAUAAGAAACACCUCAAACAGCACUGCAACAAGGUCCUUUUGCGAGUCCGGAUGCUGUACUACCUAAAAGCUGAAAUACUGGGAGAGGCAGCUGAUAAAGCGUUUGAAGGCACCCCUGCCAGGGAGCUAGACGUACCCCUGCCCGACAUCGACUACAUGGAGAUCCCAGUGGAUUGGUGGGAUGCUGAGGCCGAUAAGUCCCUUCUGAUAGGCGUGUUCAAACACGGGUAUGAGAGGUACAAUGCCAUGCGAGCAGACCCAGCACUUUGCUUCCUGGAGAAAGUCGGGAUGCCAGAUGAGAAGUCUCUUUCUGCAGAACAGGGUGUUACAGAGGGGACCUCAGACAUUCCCGAGCGAGGCAACACGGAUAAAGAAGACAACACUGAAGACAAGUUAGAUGGCCUGCAGAAACAAAUGGAGAGUUCCAGCGAUGGAGGUGAUGGCAUUUUUGGCGAAAAGAAGGAUGACAGCCGGGCAGCCCAGGAUGGCUCCGACCCAGACAAAUCACCCUGGCCAGUUCCGUCUGCUCUCACGGCUCGGCUCAGACGUCUGGUCACCGUGUACCAGCGCUGUAACCGCAAGGAACUCUGCCGACCGGAAGUCCUGGGACCAGGUAACCAAGGAUACUGGGUCCAGGAAGAGAUGUUCAGGAGAACUUCAGAAAUGGAUCUCAUCAACAAGGAAGCUCAAAAGAGGUGGACUAGGAGAGAGCAAGCAGACUUCUACAGAGCAGUGUCCUCCUUUGGGGUUGUUUAUGAUCAAGAAAAGAAAACUUUUGACUGGACGCAGUUCCGCAUCAUUUCCCGUUUGGACAAGAAGUCGGAUGAGAGCCUGGAGCACUAUUUUUAUAGCUUUGUGGCCAUGUGCCGGAACGUCUGUCGUCUGCCCACAUGGAAAGAUGGUGGUCCCCCAGAUCCCAGCAUCUAUGUGGAACCCAUCACGGAGGAACGGGCCGCGAGAACCCUGUACCGCAUUGAGCUGCUGCGGAAGGUCCGAGAGCAAGUGCUGAGGUGUCCUCAGCUGCACGAGCGCCUCCAGCUCUGCAGGCCCAGCCUCUACCUCCCGGUCUGGUGGGAGUGUGGGAAGCACGACCGAGACCUGCUCGUCGGCACCGCCAAGCAUGGGCUGAACCGCACUGACUAUUACAUCAUGACCGACCCCCAGCUGUCCUUCCUGGAUGCCUACAGAAACUACGCCCAGCAUAAGAGAACGGACGCCCAGGCACCAGAAAGUCUCUGUUGCCUUUACCAGACCAACUCCAGGCUGUAUGAAUCUCUUACAUACACUCAGAUGAGCAGGACUUCAGAGCCCCUUGAAAAUGAACCUGAGAAUCUGGUGAAAAUAGAAAGUAGAGAUGAUCAUCUCGCUCCACCUGGGGGCAGUUUAUCUGACAUGACUUGUGACAACUUUAUUUCUAAAGUUCAGGAUGUCAUUUCCAUCACCCACGAUGAAAGUCUGCUGCCUGAGUCCUUGGAGAGCAUGAUGUAUGGGAAGAAGGCUCUCAUUCGAGAGCCGGGCUCUCUCCAGGAGAGCCCCAGUACAAACACAGAGCCCAGAAAGGAUGCUCUGGCCCUCUCGGCAAGCAAAGAUGGGAACUGCCGGCCUGCUGGCCAUGAGGCAGAAAUACCUUCAGGGCCCUCUUUUAUGAGUAGCUUAGAAGCAGGGGUAGCUCAGAUGAACAUCAAAAAUGGAAAACAUCUGUUGCUGUCUCUUUCAAGGGAAGGGGAUGUCUGCAGUGAGGCAGGGCAGAGGCCUGAAAGCAUUGGGCAGCUAGAAGCCAAACACUUAGCUUCCCCUUCCUUGGACCAGGGAAAUGAAAGUGGGUUUGUAGAUAUGUGCCAUCUUAGUGUCUGUGAUUCCAGAAGAAGCUUGUCAUCAGACCAGCAGUUAAUUGAUUUAUUAGAAAACAAAAGUUUAGAAAGUAAAUUGGUUUUGAGUCAGAACCACAGUGAAGAGGAGGAGGAAGAGGAAGAGAAUGAGGAGGAGAACGUAGGUGUGACCACAGGCCUGAGGGAAAGGCCCGAGGUUUUGCAUCUAGCCGAGCCCACUGCUAAUAUCCUAAGGGAAAAGAGCCGAGGCCUCCCUGUGGAUGAGGUCAAGAGAGGAAGCCUGGAGGCCAUGGGCCAGCAUCCUAGACCACAGGGGGCUUUUCCUCCAGCAGCCUGUCAGUGUCACUGCAAGCACACGGAGAGGUGGGCACGUGGCCUCGAGAACGAGGAGUUUGAAGUGGACAAAUCCAAGGGUUAUACCCCAGACCUGUACAGAAGCAAAACAAAUAGUAUCACAGUGGAGGGUGAGCCCACCGCUCCUCCAUCAGAACCCUUUCAGGGAAAGCACGAGCUGUCAAAAGAACCUUGGAAGGAAAAUGCAGAAGGCAAAAAAGGUUUCCCUGCGUAUCCAGAAGCAAGUGAGCUCAAGUCCGAAGACAUGGAUUUUGAGAGUAAAGAUGAUUACGACAGAGAUGGGAACAGCCAUGCUCAAGAUUACCCAGGGAAAUACUCUGAAGAGGAGAGCAAGAGCUCAGCAUCAGGCAUUGCUGGAGACCUCGGGGAUGACCUACAGGAGGCUCGGGCUCCCACCAUUGCUCAACUGCUCCAGGAGAAGACCCUCUUUUCCUUCUCUGAGUGGCCAAAGGAUCGCGUGAUAAUCAACCGCCUGGAUAAUAUCUGCCACGUGGUGUUAAAGGGGAAGUGGCCUUCCAGCCAGCAGUACGAGCCCCCGGGCACACUGCCCACCCCUGUGUUAACCAGCAGUGCUGGUUCUCGAAGCAGCAUCUCGGAGCCAGAAACAUCAGAACACAGCUUCAGCAGUGGUGCAGCAUUGGUGGCCCAGAUCCAGAAGGAGAGCUUCCUGGCUCCAGUAUUCACAAAGGAUGACCAAAAGCACAGACGGCCCUAUGAGUUUGAGGUGGAGAGGGAUGCAAAGGCGCGGGGUCUGGACCAGUUCUCCGCCACCCACGGGCACCCCCCCAUCGUCCUCAAUGGCUGGCACGGGGAGUCCGCAAUAGACCUCUCCUGCACUUCAGAGGGGUCCCCAGGAGCCACGUCUCCUUUCCCACUGAGCGCCAGCACCCCUAAGAUCGGGGCUAUCGGUUCACUUCAAGGAGCCCUCGGCAUGGACUUGUCUGGGAUUCUGCAAGCUGGCCUGAUCCAUCCAGUGACAGGACAGAUCGUCAACGGAAACCUCAGAAGAGAUGACGCUGCCACGAGGAGGAGGAGAGGGAGACGGAAACAUGUUGAAGGAGGGAUGGACCUCAUCUUUUUGAAGGAGCAGACACUUCAGGCAGGAAUCUUGGAAGUCCAUGAAGACCCAGGGCAGGCGCCCUCAAGCGCCUCACAUCCGGAAGGGCCGGUGUCUGCCGCUUCAGCCCCUGAGCCAGCCCCAGCAGCUGGCAGCCAGGCUGAGAAAGCCAUUCCCAGCAAGAGUCUCCUUGACUGGCUGAGGCAGCAGGCCGACUACUCCUUAGAGGUUCCUGGCUUUGGAGCAAAUUUUUCAGACAAACCAAAGCAGAGGAGGCCACGCUGUAAAGAACCUGGAAAAUUAGACGUCAACUCCCUGAGUGGGGAAGAGAGGGUUCCCGCUGUCCCCAAGGAGCCAGGACUAAGGCCCUUCUGCUGUGUGUGCUGUGGCUCGGCCGGGCGAGCUCCACCAGCCACGGGAUUUCUCCCAGAAAACAAGUUCAAUCACACCCUGGCCGAGCCUGUUCUUCGAGAUGCGGGCCCCCGAAGGAGGGGGAGGCGGCCUCGGAGCGAGCUCCUGAAGACCCCUGCCAUCGUGGCGGACUCUCCCUCGGGGAUGGGGCCACUGUUCAUGAACGGACUGAUCGCUGGGAUGGACCUGGUAGGACUCCAGAACAUGAGAAAUCUGCCAGGCAUCCCCCUCACGGGCCUGGUGGGGUUCCCGGCCGGCUUCGCCACGAUGCCCACGGGCGAAGAGGUCAAAAGCACCUUGAGCAUGCUGCCCAUGAUGCUGCCGGGAAUGGCCGCAGUGCCCCAGAUGUUCGGUGUCGGGGGACUCCUCAAUGCACCCAUGGCCACUGCCUGCACCAACACCGCUGCAGCGCCUCUGUCAAGCACAACAAAAAGUGGCACAGCAGCGACCGAAAAGACUGUAGAAGACAAGCCGAGUAGCCAUGAUGUAAAAACGGACACAUUAGCUGAAGACAAGCCUGGUCCUGGUCCGUUUUCUGAUCAGUCCGAACCUGCAAUAACUACCAGUAGUCCUGUGGCUUUUAACCCCUUUCUCAUCCCAGGAGUGUCUCCUGGACUCCUUUACCCAUCCAUGUUUCUGUCCCCGGGCAUGGGCAUGGCUCUGCCAGCAAUGCAGCAGGCCAGACACUCUGAAGCAGUAGGUCUGGAGAGCCAGAAGCGGAAGAAGAAGAAAACAAAAGGGGACAGCCUGAACCCCAACCCAGAGCCUGCUCCCGGGUCCGAAAAGGAGCCAGGCGGCGAUCAGAACUGCCCCGAACCCAGGGCCCCCGUCCCUCCAGAGAGAGGACAUGUGGCACAGGCCAGGGAAGGGGGCCUCAAAGACUCCAACAGUGACACCAAUUAGAACUGUUUCAUUUAAGAAAUGAUUGUGACUUGUAAGUUUCUUAUCCCAUAAAGGUUUGUUACUUCCCUCACUCCACCUUCAUAAGAACCUGUGUUUCCAUAAGUAAUAUUACCUACCUAAUUUUCUGAGAACUGUGGUCACAGAUGUUAAUAGUUGCAGGGUCUUGCCACUUCAUUAGCUGAGUGUCGUCGACCUAGUGUAGGAGGCACAGAAUUCUCAUUCUGUUACCCAGUUGUUCAUUCCAGCAACCGUAGCUAAUACAGUAUGUGGUGACACACCCUUCCCCCUUCUCUUCCAAGUUCCCACUCACCUGAGGAGGGACAAUGGCAAAAGAAAGCUGUCUAGGGAUUUACCACCAAAGGGCCAAAGAACAGAGACAGGAGCUCUUUUUUCCGUGAGCUGUGUUGAAUGGGAAGAAUCUAAUGGGGAAACCAAAAAGCACAGAAGAAGGAAGUGCUCGUGCGUAUUUUUUAGUUAAGAUAUUUCCCUAUUUUAUCAUGAGGACUAAAUGAGUAGUGUAGACAGAAGUAUAUAACUAAUGGUUGAAAAUGCAUAUGCUCAUUUCUUUAGAAAGCAAAAACCUUACUGGUAGUAACAGGACAUCCCCCUUAAUGGUUUUUCAGACACCUGCAGCAAGAAGGAAUACUGACGAGGCAUUAUUUUAUACAUAUGUAUGCUGUCUCCCCCACGUAAAGAUCGUUCUCAGUAUGGAAAAGCUUUACACACCGGGGUUGUUGCCGGCAAUGGGGCGGGUGAGGGGCUCGUCCUCUGUGGGGCUGCACACUGCUCACCUCACUCUCAAGGAUCGCUCCGGCCACCACCAGGCCCUCACAAGUUUUUACUUUGUGCUCCCCUUCACCAAGAGUAGGGCUCUUUCUGGAGCCUUCGAGGAUAUAGUCACUCAACACUUUUACACUUUGCUAGGUCCCUUCGUCAAAUUAUUUGAGGUUGUCCGAACUGGUGUGUGCCACCUUUAUAAAACGACUGUGAAAAUUUGUUUCUUCUCUCCCAUUUUUUUUUUUUUUUUCUCUAUUCGGUUUCCAUUACACAGUUGGACCCAGAUUCCAGAUCAGGUUAGUCGAGACUGUUGCAAAUUAACAUCAUUUUCCCUUCUCACUCGGGAAGCACCUGCCUGAGUGGCGCUUAACCCUGCCUGCGUUCCCCUCCCACUUGUGUCCCGCACUCCAGAGGGCCGGUCGUGCUCUGAGACUGGAAAUAAGCUCGUGGUUCAGGACUUGGGGGGCACAGGGCCCGUGCGGGGGCCGUCAGAGACGUUGGAAGUGCUAUUGGUACCAGUUUCACUUGGUGUUGCCACAAUUUACUGUAUUUUUUACUUUUCCUGUUACAGUUUUGCUAAUUUAUCAGAAGGUCCAAAAGUUUGACAUAACUAUUUCAGUUUGCAUUAUUUAUUUAUGAUGCUUUUGUCAUUGUCUUUUAUACAUUUGGGAUUAUAAAUUAUGUAAAUGUUAAAAUGAGCAUCUCAAAGAAGUCUGUUAAAUUGUGACCGAAGAAAAAAAUAAGAUGUAUCUUCGAACGGUGGAGUUAUGAAUCAGAGAUAAAAAUCAGAAAUUCUGUAACCGAUCGCAUAAGAAGAAAGAAUCCGUUGAUUGAACAAAUCCUAUUUAAUGACAUCUUUGUAGCAUAGAUGGUCGAUAAUGCUGACAACAGAUUUCUUAGAAAUGCUGCUCUCUAUUUAACUAACAUUUUGUUCAGUUUUGCCUCCAGUGGAAGCAGAAAGGGUUUUUUCAGCUGUUAAAUCCUAAAAAUCAAUAUAAUUUAUUUAUGUAAAAAAAAAAUCACUCAAUUGAUAUAUUUUUGAACCUUUUAAGUACUAAUUUUCUUUUUAUCAAGUAGAAAAAAAAUGUAUUUGCCCUAAAUCCUUAAAAUACAAAUGCUAUAAAAAUUCAUGUAUCUUGAAAGCCUUACUGCAAAUGAGUAUUAUAGACAUCCAGCAGAGCCUGGGUUUCCUUUGUUGUCCUCGUUGUUGUUUUGUAUGGAAAAGCUGCUUUCCCUAGGUUCCACUUAGAACCUCCAGUAGGUCACAGGGUUCAAUAUGGAUUUGAUUUAAAAACCCACCAGCAUGCUAAACCCCUUGUUAUAUCUUACCGAACCUGUAUGUUUAACUCUCUGGGUGUUUAGGCUUAUAUUUGACUGCUAUUGUGUCCCUGUUUGCAAAAUGAAAAUGACACUCUGUGGAUUAUUUGCUCUGUAAGGCAUAAGUGCUUCUUAUGAUUAUUUUGACGUUUCCAAGAGCAAAAGCCAAAUUUAAACUCUCUUCAGCAAA